Molecule: messenger RNA, 2526 nt
Organism: Mycena citricolor
Lineage: Eukaryota; Fungi; Basidiomycota; Agaricomycetes; Agaricales; Mycenaceae
Source: the annotation of a GenBank genome assembly
CGGGGGUUCAGAACUUUCUUCUACGUACAAGUAAUUCUGACAAAUCGGGUUAUGGGACACAAGGUAAGGUAUUCUACGAAACCACAAGUAAUCGAGCUGAGUCAAUGUUUACAAGAAUGAGACUUUUGGCGCGUUGUUGGUCAAAGCGCCCUGUCUUAGAUGCAGGAUAAUCCAGGAUGGAGGGGUGAACUUUGCCAGCUCCGUGCGGAUCGUCAUUCAAUUCAAUGCGAGAAGUCAUCUGGAAACGGGAGCAUCACAUCGUCCAGCCAGGCGAGAACAUUAGAAUCUCCCUGCCCAGUGCAUAUAUAUAGCAGAGGUCAAAGCGAUGAACAGGCCGGAUCGCCCGGAGAUUUAGCCUGCUCCGUACAGUGAGCUCACCGUGGAGUCGCCGAAUUGGCUGGCCGGUGGAGUGUUGAACGUCUUUCCUGGGCUUCCUUGGUCUUGAGCGGCCAAGCUGAAGUCAAGGUGUGGCCUGCCGCCUGAGCCAGGAACCACCUCUGUCAAUGAUCGGAUCCGGAACAAUAUCGAAUGACAGCACGCACGGGCCGCGGAAACAUGCCAUCCUAUUCAAUCCAGUUCAGCUUCAAGGAACUCUUGCCUGCAGCCUUUCCUCGGCUGCGCGACCUCUCCUACGCUCUCUAGCCGGUUCACGGCCGAAUACCGGGGAGGGGAUGGAUGAUCGACGCCCGGAGCGCCCAAAGUCACGACGGGACUUUGUUAACACCGCUCGGACAGCUUGGCUCUCCCACAUAUCACAGCCAAGACAGUUCGCUUGCGAAUUACCUCCAGACCUGGCUGCCCGGUGCUAACAGUCCUUUACUUAACCAAUCCUCACUUCAUCUUUCUACUUUCCCGGACUCGCUCCCUUCUUCAUCCUCUUCUGCCUCUUCUUGACCUCCGUUCGCCUCUGCAUUCUUUCCGUGCAAGAAAGCUUGGACGACGCCCCUGCCACCACGACCGGAUCAGAGCCUAAUACACCGGCCGUCCCCACCCCCAAGAAGCUUGGAGCACAACGCACAACGCAUAACGCAUAACACACGAUGUCCGAGAGCACGCUGCGGCGCACAUCACACGGGCGGCCGGCCGAUGAGGAGCUGGGGCUGGAGCUGCAGACGAGUGGAUCGAACGAGAAGCCCCCGAAACCGCUUUCCCGGACGCACAGCAGGAUGGGCCAGCGCUUCUUCCGCAAGGGCAAGACCAAGGUCGGCGUAGUCGACUCGCUCAAGGCGCUCGUGUUCUCGUCGUGGCUGAAUAUUCUGCUCCUCUUCAUCCCCAUCGCGUGGGUCGCACACUUUGCCAAUAAGCACGAUUCGCCGCCGGAGAAGACCUUCCCGUUCUCGGUCACAUUUGUGUUUUGUUUCCUGGCUAUCAUUCCCUUGGAGAAACUAUUCGAAUAUGGUGGUGAACAAAUGGCUUUCUACGUGGGACCCGAUCUCGGCGAAUUGCUAGUGGUCACGUUGAACAAUGUCGUUGAAGGAACCCUCGCCAUAAUUCUGCUCAAGAAAUGCGAGCUCAAAUUGCUGCAAUCAACAAUUAUUGGGGUUGUUCUGCUCCACCUCUUGCUUAUUCCUGGAGUGGCGUUCGUUACCGGCGGUGCCCGGAUCAUCGAACAAGAUCUGCACCCGCAUCUCACUCAGCUCAACCAGACACUGCUCACGAUCGGUGUCAUGGCCUUGCUACUCCCGGCCGCGUUCUUCGCCGCGCUAGACCAAGGCAUCAUUUCGGGCGCACCGGCAGAUGCUGCCACGCAAGGGCGUUCAAACUUCACCGACGGGUUUCUUAUCGAGAAGAACCGAGUUAUCUUCCUGCAGAUGAGCCGAGGGAUCGCCAUUCUUCUCCUCCUUGUGUGAGUCUUGGACAUCUGACGCUAGCCUCCAUACGAAGCUGAGCCGUGGCAGUUAUGUCUGCUCGAGAAUCUUCCUAUACAAUCCUCCCGGAGAACACAUGGAAUUGGCUGAACACAGGCUCGCUCCCGAGGCUCUCAAAGACAAGGCGGCCGAAUUCGAGCAACUGGAUCCGGAAGUCAGUCAGUGGGUCUGUAUUGCCAUGCUAGCGGUCACCAUCGGCAUCAUGGCUGCGACCGCAGAAUGGGUAUUUGACUAAUCGUUCUGCUCGACUGGCUAAUCUGAUCUCAGCCCGCAGCUUGUUGAUAGCAUCGACUUCAUUGGACACGGGCAUUCCAUACAAAGAGAGUAAGUGCCAGCUAGUACCGGAUGUAUCAUUUCGCCUGCUGAGAGUGCACAGAUGGUUUGGCCUGAUUCUCCUUCCGUUGGUCUCGUUUUCGGGAGAUGGAUUCCUGGCCAUCCUGUUCUUCGUCCGAAGCUGGAUCCGGCAUCUCCGUGGGAUGCCAUCGCCUCCGGUACGAGCCGUAUGAUCUGUUGCGAGUCCCAGUGAUUCUCAGUGUGGCGCAGGGAACGUUGGCCAGUGCUCGUCCGAUCGAUCUCAGUAUCCAAUUCAUCUUGUUUUGGAUGCCGUUCAUUGUUCUUCUGGGAUGGUGGACGGGCCGGCCCUUAUUCUUGCUGUUCG